CCUAUUCCAAUCAAUUUCGUUGGUCUCUCCUCCUCUUCGGUUGCUUGUUGCGGUUAGCAUCUUUUGAAAGUGUCUUCACCGUUUCUUUCUCACAUUUUUCUCCUCCAUUUCCCUCUCUUACAAGUCUCCUCCCUCGCUUUCUCUCUCCUUAUCAGCUUCUCUCCACCGCACGCCGAUUAAUCUCUCUCUCUCUCUUCUCAAUCGCUGAAAAAAUGGCGAUACUCCAACCACCAAUCGCCACCAGAAUCAUUGCAGAGAAACAUCAUCGAUUUUUGAGUAAUUUCGUGGAGAAACAGCUCUGUGCUAAUGCGAUGUUCAUUAACUCUCAAAUUUCGGCGGUUUUGAGACGUGGUAGCACCAGAAAAUCCACCGAUUGUGGCGGUGCUUCUGUUAGGGUUCGCAAUUGUCGUCGUGGUCGACGCUCUACCGAAAUUCGGUGUCGUUUCAGCUCGCCUAAUGACGGUGACAGCGUUACCGGCAAUUUUGAGGGCGGUGAUGGUCAUUUUGUCAAUUCUUCUGUCAUCGAAGCUGUUGAGGUGAAGAAUGGAUCAGAGGGAUUUAUGAUCAAAAUGAGGGAUGGAAGGUACUUAAGAUGUGUAUAUAAUCAUACCAAAGGAGGGUAUCCACCUGAUUAUAUUUCACACCCUGCUAUUGUGCUAAAGUUGGAAGAUGGAAGUGAUAUCCUACUCCCAAUUAUUGUUUUGGAAAUGCCAAGUGCUUUACUGAUGGCUGCACUACGCAAUGUUGAGAUGGCUAGGCCAUCUGUGUACCAAAUAGUGAAGGAAAUGAUAGAAACAAUGGGAUACAUGGUGAAAUAUGUUCGAGUUACCAAGAGGGUGCAAGAAGCUUAUUUUGCGGAACUUUGUGUCAUGAAAAUGGAUUGUGAAACAGAGUCUCUUAGAUUUGAUCUUCGGCCUUCUGAUGCCAUUAACAUUGCUGUAAGAUGCAAGGCCCCUAUACAAGUUAACAAGUCUUUAGCACUGAAAGAUGGACUGAAACUUGUUGAACAUACAAAUCCUGUAUUCAGUCCUCCACACUCUGAUGGCUCUUUGCUGUCGGCAAUGGAUAGACCAAAUGGACAGCCCUGUCCUGAAAGUGAAGAAUUCGUCCUUUUACGCAACAUGUUGAUUGCUGCUAUUGAAGAACGCUAUCACGAUGCAGCCCAAUGGAAGGAUUUGCUCAUGCAGUUCAGGUCCAAACAGCAAAAGUGGACAUGACAUGGCGCGUCUCAAAUAAUGUCAGUCUACCCUCCCCUUAUCUCCUUUCCUUUUGCUAAAUACGAAGUGCAAGAGAACAUGCAUCAGGGCUUUGCAUAUGCGGUUCAUUGCAACAAAUAUAUGUAUCUGGACCAGCUGCUAGCCUCACAUUAUGUCUUAUUUAUACGCAAGUUCUAUGGCUACUCUGUUCUGUAAAUCUGUUUGUUAAUUAUGUGAAUAAAUGUAAAUAACUAAAACACGCAUAUACAGCAAAAAUUAGAAAAUUAGAAUGUAUUACUAGCUUAGAUAAUUGUAUAGACAUCCCGAUAACUGAAUUUCAUGUAAAAGCUUCUUGCUUUGUGAUGGUGGUAUAAUUUCAUUUACAUUGAUAGA
Molecule: messenger RNA, 1589 nt
Organism: Spinacia oleracea (spinach)
Lineage: Eukaryota; Viridiplantae; Streptophyta; Magnoliopsida; Caryophyllales; Amaranthaceae
Product: bifunctional nuclease 2
Exons: 9
Coding region: 213-1217 (334 amino acids)
Biological process (GO): protein ubiquitination
Cellular component (GO): nucleus; VCB complex
Molecular function (GO): nuclease activity
Source: RefSeq, a predicted model, not a curated record